GCUUAGAAGACAAGGCUUUUGAGACUUGUUUAUCUGGUAGGAGAUAGAGUCGAUCGUAGUCGGUAAACCUUGGUCUUGCAACAAGAUCAUUUUUGUGACUUGAAUUUUUUGAAAAUCAGAUUAUAGUUGUACUUGUAUUAGACAUAUUGAAAUUGACUCUCCUGGAGCGAUACAAAGGAUGACUGUCUGCGGUGGAGGCGGAAGUCGAGAACAGCACGACAAUGUCUGUAAGCGAAAUACGAAACACGAAGAUCGGCAAAUUUUAUCCGAUGACCACCUAUGCGCUGAGGACACGAGGAGAGAGAGAAUCUGUUGUAGGAGUACAACUGGUGGACCAGAGUGCUCUUCAGGAGUAGAAGGACACAACCACUUUCCUACAUGCACGACCUCCACCUCAAGACCCACGACCUCAACUAGGUCGACUACGAAGCAUCUGGCGAGGUCCGGUACUAGAACUCCGCAUAAGAAUAAUAGUGAGCCAAAAAUGUCUAGAAGCGAACCGGCGGCGCUACCAUCUUCAUCAACAUCUAGGCCGCUUUUGACCCACCUGCUCCAAUGUAGAAGAAGCGCAAGAAGCAGCAAGCAACAUCAAAAAGAACCUUCAUCCGGUUCUUUGAUGAACCGUGACUGUCUACCUCUACAUCUUCAAAGCAACAGGCGUUCUUCCCACAGAGCUUCGAAAACUUUUACAUCUUCUCGAAAAACCAACCUCUUGUUCUACGUUCUUAGUAGUGUCGUCUUUUCACCUGACCCAGUAGUUGUUGCAGAUUUGCCUGUUCACUGCCUCUCCACAGACGUCGCUGGUGAAAGCGGAGUAGGAAAAAAAUGGAUUUUCGAGUUCGGGGCACCAACUUUAAGAUAAAGAACCAUGAAAUAAUGACAUUGAUAGAAGCACACUGGAGUCUUACUGGAGACAUAAACAUGGUCAACAUCUGACUCUAUCAAAUACAACAUGCUACUUGUUAUAUUUCACCAAAUCACCACCUCUAAGGAACCAGUCUCCCUGGGUCCAAGGAACAAGCGGCUUUACAGAUAUCUGCGGGCAUCAGAGACCCGACGCAGUCCAUGGCCAGCCACCACGUCAACUUCCAGGCGAGCUUGACUUGAAAGUGGAGGUAACCUAUAUACUGUGACAAUUUGAAUGGUGCUAUAUAUUGUGACAAUUUGAAUGGUAGCACUUCUAGUACACGUAUGGAACGACAGCAUUAACAGCGUGAACUUCUGGACUUUUUAUUGUCUUUUUUUAUGUAAUUUUGAUUCCUAAUUAGUGUUAGACGAGCUCCACCGGUUUUACAAUGAAUGCUGAUGUCCUCAGAACUACAUCCUCUGCCGCUGCCUCAAGACCAAGAACAAACUCAAACUGGCCCUACGUAAUUAGGUGAUUCUUAAGCCCGAACCAGAUUGGUCUCUCGAGAUCGUUGGCAAUAUCACAGAGGGCGAUUAUGGCGGCAAUCUAGUGAGCUAUCUAAAAGAGUCGUCUACGACAUCAACAAAUGCCGCAUUGUUGCAGCAGAUGCGAUCCUCCCUCAAGACUACUUUGCUACAACGCGCGAAGGGCAGAGGAGCUUCUGUUAUGGUUUCAGCUAAGUGUAAUUGAUCUAGCAGGUCAACAUAAGAGGUGGACUCGCUUGUACUCUCAUUAGGGCCCUUUGCCAUUAUCCUCGCCCGCAAGCUCUUUGAUUUUACCCUUUCCAGAUGCAGCUACUACAACAACUCUAAUGUUCCCAAAUCCUCCACGUCCACGGCAUCAACGAACAGCAUGACAGACCAAGAGCGUGCAGCCGCACAUUUUAUGGGCCCGAAAGAUUGGACCAUGCUCUACGAUGAGGGCUUCGAAGUGGAGCUGGGAAAAUUGCGACUCCUAGCCUUUUCUGCUUUCGAUUUCGUCAACGGAAAGAAUCAAUCCCGUUGUGGAAUGACCGAGGUUGGCUGGUAUAGGACGAUUGAAGAUUAUGUUGAAGGAGGAUAAAAAAAUAAUCAUGUAACACCUGUAGCUGUAGUAGAAGUUUGCGAUAGAUACGAUCUUUACUUGGAUCUGCAAGUCAGUCGGAUCAGGACUCCUACUUGAACUACUCCUCUAACAGAGUAGUUUAUAGCACGCAUGGUGCAUGGAGUGCAUGGAGCGCAGAGCUUUAAGGGGCGCAAGAAGCUCCCCCUUUAGCUCCAUGCUACUCCAUGUGAUCCAUGCGCUCCAUGCCAUGCGAGCUGUGAAACCUUAUAAAUUGCUCUGCUCUAAUGCAAAGAUGUCUCGUCGUCAGAUUUUCGAGUUGGAUGCUGGAUCGGCUACCAAGAGGAUGCCUCGAGAGAACCACUCGCCGAUAAUAGCUCCUCGAUCAUGGAACUGGUACCUUUGGUGUCUAUGUCUAAGGUUAUCUUUUAUCUUUAUGAAGGUUAACGUUAAACCAUAACCACAACGGGUCUUUUCUAAACUUAAUCACAGCACCAGCCCACCAGCACAGUGCUACUUUUAGCCCAAACGACCCACUUACAACAACUACUCUCACUCAAUACAAUACAGCAUCACAACUACAAGGGUUACUCCCUAGCAGAGCAGGGCAGCAAGUCAUUGGAUUCGUACUUCAAAGAAGCCGCUUUUCUCCAAGAACCAGUAACGACAAGGCAUGAUCAUCAAGUUUAUGGCGUAUUUUCGACGGUUGAAUAUCAGUCGCUGGUCGCUAUGGCCAUUUUCGCCUGUUCGUUGCUGAUGAAAGCUAGAUCACGACCAAGUAGACGAUGUAGAUAGAAGACGAGCAUUAAAAGCUUACAGGUCGUACUAGUACAUGCAUACUACAGCAGCAUCAUUUUUUCUUAUAAAUAGAAAAUUCCCAACCUUAUCGCCCCAACCUUAUUUCCUGAGCAUCUUGAUCUUCCUGAUGCUCAGGAAAUAAGGUUGGGGACUCAGUCCCCGUAGCAUAUUUCUGAGCAUUGGGGCCUCAGUCCCCGUAGGUGGUUGCAGCUUCAGUAAGGACCUGCUCUGUUACUACAAUAAACGGAGUGGUAGUGCUUGCUGGUUCAUAACUUUCUCUUCAUAUUACAAUUACUGUUAGCAUCCUGGCCUCCGGCCCUGAAUUGUUACCAGAAUUAGUCUCUACGGGCACUACGGACAGUGUCAUCAGGGGCACAUACAUGACAUGACAUGACAACCUUAUCUCCCCAACCUUAUUUCCUGAGCAUCUUCCUCGUCUAAUCCCAAGUAGCCGACCAGAUCAACGCAGCUAAUCUAGGUUGGACUGCCAAAGUGUACGAUCAGUUUGUGGGGAAGACUGCUAGAGAGCUCAAUUUUAUGGCUGGGAGGAAGAACUCGAAAAGAAUGAGUGCGCAUGUCAUGAUGAACCCGAACUAUGGCCGCAACGAUUAUUCCGGUGGAAGCGGGGGAAUGAGUUACUCUUAUGAAGGGGAUGUCGAAGUGUCGACGUAGAUGCAAUGAAUGUGUAUGAGACCUCAGCUUCAGGAUGUCGAAGUGUCGACGUAGAUGCAAUGAAUGUGUACGAGACCACCUCAGCUUCAGGAUGUCGAAGUGUCCUCGAUGUAAAUGCAAUCUAAUUCACAUACAUGGGUCAAGACGAAGGGCUUUCGUUACCAUCUGCGAACCACCGGUCGAUCAGCCUGAACGCGGUUGAUGUUAAGGCGACAAGGACUUUUUUCCGUAUAUUUAAGGACAAGCAAAAUCAGGCCAAUGUUGCAUCAUGAGAAGCCGAAGCCCUUGCUUCGGUGACAAUGAGAAAUUCCUAAAACAUUAGCUACAAAACCUUCUAAUGGCGAUGUGAAUCCCUUUGCAGUGAAAGUAAAAGGCGAAAAGCAGCAGCACAAGAAAAACAAACUCGUCUUGUUGCAGAGGGACAGUUAUGAAAACCUUUCAAAUGCUCAUACUACUCGAGAGCUGGCAACAAGUUAGUACUUCUAUUGAUGAAGUGCAGAAGUCAAAAUCAUGAAUGUCACAAAGUCAAAGUACUUAGCUCAUGAUACCACUGAUAGCGCAAUAGCGAUUUUUAAAGUAAAGUAGUUCUAAGCUACAAAAGCGGUCCACAGCGCAUCUACAGGGACCCAGAAACACGUCGAUGACGAAGAUGAGGACGACUGGGAUUCUGAGGACGCAGAGACAGACGCCGAUCGUGAUUAUGAAAGCAGUAGCAAGGUUUCAUUGGUGUUACAAGUACUGGCUUUUGUUUUUCCUUUGUCUCAGAAUGACCAGCACCAUCAGGAGCUUGAGCAAAAGCAACGCAAUAGCAAAUUGAAGCGCCAAAAAUAAUAAUAUGACCAACCACACCAUCACCAGUACCCACAAGUUUGUAAAUAGAAAUACUUACCACUACCACACCAGUACCCACAAGAAGUUUGUACUAAAAAAAUACUUCUAACGACAAGAGGAAUUAUCACGAGCUAGCGUCACCCUGUCACGUGGGCGUCAUCAUGACCUCCUUUACGCUGGGGAAGAGGAGGACGCCUUUGACGAGGAAGAGAUGGAUUUAUGAAUCAGACUCAUACUCAUCGUCCUUGAGGAGUUUGAUCUUCAUGAUAUGCAUAUCCAUAUGCACGACUAGUACUAAUUCUAAGUAAGUAGAAAAAAUUGUAGUAUCUUCUCGAUGUUAUAAUUGUUAGGUAGUUUUCAAUUGGCCCGUCAAGCAUAUUACGGUUUCUUCGAGAAAGCCUCUAUGCUAUCUUGUUGCAAAUUCAAAAGUUCUAAGAACAAUAGGCGAAAAGGAGGAUGUUGAUAGUCGUGGAGAAGAAGAGGAUAACUCAGCAGAGGAUAACUCAGCAGAGGAUAACUCAGCAGAGGAAAAUCUCCAGAAGCGCCUAAGAAAACGCAAGAACAGUCGUAGCAAGAGACCCUUGGUGUUAAGGCAAGGUCUAGUACGUGUACUAUCACAUCCUACAUUUUUACUCAUCAGAUUCAGAUUCACUGCCAGCACUGGAAUUGUCAUCUUUUUCUUGAGUCAGGGCUGAUCCCACUUGUUUGUUUCUGUUUUAAAUUUGAAAAUGGGAAUCCCACCCCUCUAGGUCUAGCUCUAACAUCGAAAAAUUUCUACAAGAGCAAGAGGAACUACUUCCGAAACAAGCAUACGUCAAACUCGAAGGUCGCGUCCAGUAGCAAAUACAGAUCCAUGACGGCUGAGCAGAAGAAGAAAUUCGUGUUGCCAGCGGAAUUUGACUGGCGCAAUCCCGCAGAUGGUGGAAGCCCCUACGUGCUACCGGAGGGCAUCAACCAAGGAGACUGUGGUAGCUGCUACGUCAUUUCAACGAUCAUGUCGCUGAAUUCAAGACUGCGGGUUCAGAGAUUUUAUGCACGGCCUUCCAAGUGGCGCACCACGUGGUCUAGUUCUAGUUGAAGUACUUCUAGCAUGAUGUUCAUCAGCAACAUUCUUCUCUAAGUAUGACGACAACUUCGUGAGCAAGGAGCGACUCAGGCAGCGAUUGACGAUGCUCUACAGAAUACAACGAAGUUUUCUUAUCACUACGCAUUGGGAUGUUCCGAAACCAAUCAAGGAUGUCAAGGAGGGUACUUUCUCUCCUAAGCUGCGCCAAACGCGGUAAGUAUCCAACCCCACAAAUCAUGCUUAAGAAUGAACUUCGACGAGUACAUCCACUACUGGCCUUCUCCACGACAGCAACAUCUUUCACAAUAAAAGAAAUACCCACGACUACUUUCUCAACAUCAUCCUUCACCUGAAACAAAAGGUACGCUCACCUAAUCGGCCAAUGGUCGAGGAUCUACGGUCUUGCGCCCGACCAUCCAGACUGUACUCCCCAAGGUGGCUGGCAAGCUGAUACAUGUAUGGGAGUUCCGCAGAGCUGCCCUGCAGAACUCCUGACAUAUCGUACCACCAACGUCCGCUAUGUUGGCGGUCGCUACCAGUACAGCAAUGAGCACACGAUUAUUUAUGAAGAAGAACAACCCCACAGCUAGUAGCUACACCCUUCUGAACCCUGAUGAAUAACCUCAGAUCAUUGGAUUAGGUGCUGCAUCUCGACUAAAUUUACUGUCUGCGUUGACUUAAAGAGCGACCCUGAGGUCAAUUUCCAGCACGCAGUACUUCUAUAGUACUACGUGAAAAGUAGUCUAAAGAACCUUCCUCGUCCUCGCUCAGGAGCCUGCUCCACACACUUCGGAUCAACUACAUCUUAGAUGAUCCUCGAUUUCUAAUCCAUGCAAGAGCUUAUCCAGAACGGUCCUGUGGUACUUGGCUUUGCGCCAGACAACGCAUUCAUGUAUUACUCCAGUGGUAUCUACGGCGCGAAUCAACCUGUCGAUUCAGUUUUUCACAGUACAAACUUUGUUUCUCAUCUUCCUACAAAAUUCUAUUCUCUACAGAUGAAAAAAAGAUCCAUAGCUGCCUUCGCUGGGGUUGCUUGUUUAUUACAGUAUAAGUCUUAGGAUGGGUGGUUCUUUAAUAUUACAGGAAAAAUUCCCUGGUAGGAUGAGAAGAUCUGCCCCUACUUUGUUUCUCACCCCCCUGUUAGGAUGAGAAGAUCCAUAGCUGCCUGCGGGGUUGGUUCUUUAUAAUAUUACAGUGGCCACUAUACUUCUAUUUUCAAUAAUUGGAGUACUUGAUUCUUUUGUUUUUUGUUUCCUAGUUAGGUGUGCUCCACCGAUAAUAUUACAGUAAAAAUUUUUAGGCAUGAUCAUCACAUCUACCCAUCGCUCUCAGGUCUCGGACCAGAUUGGGAGCGUGUCGAUCACGCAGUUUUGCUAGUCGGAUGGGGCGUUGAUCAGACCACUGGCAACAAGUAUUGGACUUUGCAGAAUUCAUGGGGCGAUUCCCUAGGCUCUGGCUGGGGUGACGAUGAUAUCUACCUCAGAGACGAAAAUGAUCAGUAUUUUUCUGCCUACUGAUUCUGAUACUUGAAUAAAUUUUUCCUUCGUUGUUUGUUCGAUCAACCAUAAAGUUUAUUAGAACAUAAUACUAUAAAGUGUGGCGUUCAAAAAUUUUUGAGCAAUCUGUAGUGUUCAUGCAAAUCCGCGGAUUUUCUACUUGUAAUGGAUUUGGAUAAGGAUAACAUAAUGAAAAAACAGAAACCAACACAUAACACUUUCACAGGCCAUUGCGCAAGGGUUUCUUCCGCAUCAAGAGAGGAUCGAAUAUUUUGGGGAUUGAGUCCAUCGCCGAAACGGCCGAUGUGGAGCAACUGUCAGAGGAUCAGGCGGCGGCGCGCAUUAAGUUCUUGCGUUCGUCGUGAGACACGACGACGAGUAUUAAUGUCAGAUCAGGUGGUUUAAUUAGGUUGCUGACCAUAACCAAAAGCCAUGUCGUAGUCAACGAUCUCGCUACUCCGUGUGCAAGCAAAAUCAUAAUCAAAAAUCCAAGAUGAUAAGGUUUCACCGAUUAGCAGUGUCACUAUCUUCCAAGUGGCUGCAAGUUGUACAGUUUCACUCUGAAAAAUGCAUUUGUUACUUUUCAAGUUCCUAAAUUUUUUGUAAAAAUCUGUUUCCUGACCUAAAAAAAAAGAACGUUUAAUCCUGAUUGAAUCUUCUUGUUAUCCUUGUCAAGCUGAAUAUUUUUCGUACGAUGAAUGUCCAAAGAGCAACUAAGGUAUUCACAACAAAUUCCAGUUAUGUCGUAGUGUAUUCCAAUCAAAAAUUUCGUAGAAAGAAUAAAACGUGUGGUCAAAGUCAGGGUUAUGCACAGGAAACCGUGUGCAUAUAAUGACAUGAUCAAGCAGCAGGAAAUUUUUCAUGUAGUCGAUGACGAUGAGUCCUCCUCAUAAUGAUAAUAGCAAGAGCAAAAUGAAAAAUCGUACUACCAUCAUUCUAUGAAGCACAAAGAGUUGACCAUGUAACUGUAAGUGGAAGUUGUAGAGGUAUUCUUGUAUAGAUCGACCUCGACGUGAGUCUGUGUAUAGAGCGAAACACCAUAGACAUAGUAAUGUUUCAAUGUAUUAUUAGUACUUGUUGUAAAUGUAAACCAUAAUAUCAAUUAAAUAUUGCAUGGUAACUAUGAUGAGCAAGAGCAUGUUGUUGUAGGUACUAGUAUUGUAAUUGUUGUCUACUUAAUCGUCGUAUCUUCUUGUUAUCCGUUUCUUCGUUGUCUCCUAUCUUCUUCUUGGUAAGGUUAGUUGCAAGUCGUUUUUCCUAUCUUCAUUUAGUCCUUUUCUUUGUUUCGCCGUUCCUUCAAGACCACGAACAAGCUUCAUGACGGUUGUUGCAGGAGUAUGAACGUUCGCGCACGACCAUGGGUAUCAAUGACCGCAAAGUCAGUCACGUUUCAAAAGGUAAUUGUCGCAAAACUGUGGCAUGAUUUAGAUUUACGCCACUGUGGCAGAGUGCCUCAAGAACUCAC
This is a messenger RNA of Amoebophrya sp. A25, 8276 nucleotides long. Lineage: Eukaryota; Dinophyceae; Syndiniales; Amoebophryaceae. The record is from the annotation of a GenBank genome assembly.